Leptinotarsa decemlineata (Colorado potato beetle) is the source of this 2769-nucleotide messenger RNA. It is a transcript of the gene Cpap1-i, whose product is annotated as cuticular protein analogous to peritrophins 1-I. The record is from RefSeq and is a predicted model, not a curated record. Gene Ontology annotation, molecular function: chitin binding. NCBI's taxonomy places the organism in Eukaryota, Metazoa, Arthropoda, Insecta, Coleoptera, Chrysomelidae. Gene Ontology annotation, cellular component: extracellular region.
CACUGUUUGUGGAACCCAUCUUCAAGAUGCAUCUUCGGCGGUCUAUGGUUUUCAGUCAUCAUUAGACUAGCUACAAUGAAGGGUGUUAGUUUUUUGUUUUCCUUAGGGUUAUGCCUGAGUUGGGCACAAGCUCAGUUCUACAAUCAUCGUCCUUUUCCCACUUACAGCCUGGAAAACAUGCCAGAAACAGGCUUUUCCUGCAGGGAUAAGAUUUUAGGGGGAUAUUAUGCAGACGCAGAUACGCAGUGCCAAAUGUUCCACGUUUGUGUUAAAGUUGCUGGUGUUGGGGUUCAAGAUUUCCGAUUCCUCUGUCCCAAUGGCACUGCAUUUGAUCAAGACCAUCAAAUCUGUGCAGACUGGGAAGACAUCGACUGUGACUCGGCGACCUUGUAUUACUCAAGCGACAAUUUUGACUUAUACCGUUUAGGAUCGGGUUUCGAAUCCAAAGCCCACAAAUACGGAGAAGAUGAAGAAACGUUCUCUCUACAACGUGCCGAAACCGGAGAUGCAAGGAUAAAUCGCGAACAACAAAGCAACGUCAUUAACCAAAGGAAAGAGCCCCGAAACUACAACCCCAAACCCAAACAGCAUAAUCAAAACUACAACAACGAGAAAGAUAUUUUCAAAGGGUCCAGCAGCUCUAACUUCUACAACAACCGUAACAAUGGCAAGGAAAAGGACGAAGACUAUGACGAUAACAUAAACUUAAAUCAGGAUAGAGAUUAUGAACAAAAACGGAAAGUAGUGAGAAAUAAAAAUCGCCGGCCAGUACAAAAUAAUGAUAACAACAGAAACCAGAAUGGGGAUUACAACAAAAACACACAAAAUAAUGACUACAACAGAAACAGAAACCAAAACGGCGGCUAUGAUAGAAAUACUCAAACAAAUGACUACAAUAGAAACAACCAAAACAGUGAAGGGAAUAACCAAAAAGAAAAUGACUUCCCUGAAGCUCAAACUAGACGUUCGAGUCCUGGAAGAAACACUGGCUUUUCCAAUAACUUCGCUGGCAGCAGCUACGUUCCCACUACAACUAGAUCCACUUCAACAACCCUCAAUGCUGAACAGUACUCCACCGCAAUCACCAACUAUAGAAGCAGGAACGGUCAAAGGCAACGUCAGUACACUGACACCGAAAGUUCUUCCUACACGGCAAGUAGCCCUGCUCCGUUCCGACAGACUCAGCAAUACAAUUCUCCGCCAAACAGACAGAAUAAUAAUGGGCAGUACCAUAGCACCACACAAGUACCCCAAAAAGAGACUGAAAACUACCCGCAGAAACCUAAGCAAACGACGGCUUUCGAUAACUACGACGUUCCAAAAGUGAGAAAAGUUGUAACCCCUGCUGCCCAGAACUACAAUGCGCAGUACGACACGCCAAAAGCAAAACAAUUCAGUAGCACAUCUGCGCAGUCUUAUAACACGCAAUAUGAAGCGACGAAAAGUAAGUUUGCUAGUACCACUGCUCAGUACGAGGCGACAAAGAUAAAACCAUCAAGUACUACCGCACAGAAAACUGAGAAUUAUCCUUCCAACAAUCCUAAAUAUAACGCCUUCGAUAAAAAGCAAACAACGCCAGUAAAAUCAGAAAAUUUACAAACCACUCUUAGUCCAAAACCGUUCACUCUCAACAAUUUUCCUACUACUUUUGCACCAAGGACCAACGCUGGGUAUACUCAGAUAGCUCAGCAGACUAUCAAUUAUAACCGUAAAUCGAGUGAUCAAACUACCCAAUAUGGCCAAUCUACAGGUUUCGGUCAAUUAGCGAGAAAUAGUACUCCUAGAAGUUCGCCUUUUACGCAAUAUACCCCAACAGUUCCUAAGUUGAGUUCCACAACGCCAGUAAGCAGAUCAAGUCGUUUCGAUGAAACUCAAUACGACGACGGUUCAUACAGCACAAAAUAUGACUAUGACGGCGACAAAAAAGAUGACGAAUUUUUGAAAACGGCUCACAGUCAAAAUAUCGCAGCAAGCAGAAAUGAAUUAGCCAAAAGCACCAAACAGCAGCCUUCCACUCAGACUCAAAGGAGUUACGAUUCUCCCAGACCUUUCUCGGUGACUUCGAAAGUCACAGAACUACCCAAGACCAGCCCGAAACCAGUUGAGUCGAAGAAACCAACGCUGAACCCUAAGAAAACGAAGGAUGUUAGUUAUGAUUAUGCGUAUUAUGAUUCCAACGUAGGUAGUGAACCUGAUUACGCUGUCAAUGAAGAUAUUCAGAAAUCUACUGGUAACAAUUAAUCGUUACUAGAGGGCGUCUUUCAUAGGUACCGCCAAUUUCAAUUGUGAAGUCUGAAAAAUUUGAAGUUCAUUUUAUAGAUCAGCUAUAAAAAGAAAUCAAUAUUGCACAUCCCAAAGUUUCAACAGAGUAUUAACAGAAAGAUGGCAUUGAAAAUCGAAAAGAAGCUUUCUCAAGCAUCGAUAUUUUUUAUUUUGAGAUAUUAAUACAAAUAAUUCUCUUUGUUAUAUAUCCGAAGAGUCGGUUUUCCAUCAUUAUCUAGUAAAUGAUGUAAUUUAUAAACGCUGGUCUAUAUCAUAAUGUACUCAAAUAUUUUCUGCUGGAAAAUACAAUCAGAUGAACAAAAUAUCCUUACCUGGUUCAAAUUUUUUUGGUGGAAGAACCCAAAAUCUGAUUUUAUUGUUAAGCAUGCUUUUAGCAUUCUUGGCAGGAACCAGAAUAUUUGAAAUUGAACAGGAACUUUGAAGAAAUUCUAAUUUAAGUUUGUAAAUAUUAUGUAUUAUUAAGUAAGAAUAAAACUAUUGUUAUUA